Molecule: messenger RNA, 1493 nt
Organism: Dentiscutata erythropus
Lineage: Eukaryota; Fungi; Glomeromycota; Glomeromycetes; Diversisporales; Gigasporaceae
Source: the annotation of a GenBank genome assembly
CAUUUCCUGCUUUUACAAAAAAUCAAGGUGUCUUUUCACUUUACAAAAGCGUUGCGUGGUUCUUUCAAGGUGUUUGGUGUGUUUCUUCUUGCUUUACGAAGGUAUUGAGUGGCUCUUUCAAGGUGCUUGGUGGCUCAUUCUGCUUUACAAAGGUGUGUGUUUUCUCUCUUGUGUGGUUCUCUCAAGGUACUUGGUGGCUCAUUUCACUUUGCAAAAGUGUGGUGAAUUUUUUUGACCUUAGAUUUGAACCUCUUCUCCAAGAAUUAUUGGAUUCUGAUCAUGAAUUUGUAGACUUUCGUCAAGAAGCAACAGACUCUCCUCAAGUAGUGGGCUUCUCUCAAGAAGUAGUGGGCUCCUCUCAAGAAGUAGUGGACUUCUCUCAAGAAUUAGUGAACUUUCCUCAAGAAUUAGUAGACAAUGAAACCCAUAAAGGGCAAGAUUUGGUUGGGGUUAAUGGUUCAUUACCUCAAAUUAACAAGCCAAUAGUAUUUGUCAUUGGCAAUAGCUUUCCUAACUGGCCAAUUGCAGAACAUUAUAUUGCUAAGUAUGGCUGUCAAAAAGGAUUUGUAGCAAUUAAGAUAUGUAAUAAAACUGAUAAUGCUAGAUGUUUAACGAAUUUGUAUUUUAAAUGUGAAUUUGGUGGAACAUAUCAACCAAAAAAAGUUGAUAACUUACAAAAUCAACAUAAUAAAGGCUUUAAAAAAGUUGAUUGUAAUUGGAGAAUUAAUUUGUCAUCUGCAACUGGCGUGGUUUGCAUUACUAGUUUUAAUGAUCACCAUGUUAAACAUCAACUUUUCCCGGAUACCAACAUUUUUGCACCUGCAAAUCACCGGUUUUCUGAUGAUUGUCGUGAAGAAAUUCGUCACUUAGUAGUGAAUGAGCAUAAAGUGGAAGAAAGUGAUGCAUCACGCCUUUUAAAACAGCUUUAUGAAUAUAGAGACAAUGAUCCCAAUUGGUAUAUUGAGCCCUUAAUCGAUUCUAUUAUACAAGAUAAUAUGGCCCAAACAAAUUAUUAUAAUUUUCCUUUGUGUCUUUUUGUCUUGGUUGAUAACCAUAAUAAAACACGAAUUGCAGCACAGGCUCUAAUGCCUGAUGAAACUAUUGAAUCUUUUUGUUGGGUUAUGCAACAGUUAAAAAAAGCAACUGGAAUUUCUCCAAGAAUUUUGAUGACCAAUGAAUAUCUCUCUAUAAAAUAUGUUAUGGCUCAUGAUUUUCCGGAUACAAAGCAUCUUUUUUGUUUAUACCAUUUAAGCCAAAAUAUUUCAAAGAAUCUUCACAGUAAGCUUGAUGAACAGUAUGCGGAUUUUAUUAGAGAUUUUUAUUUAGCACACAAUAGUUUGAGUGAAAAUGAAUCAUGGGCAUGUGCUUAUACAUUUAGAACUUUUACCGGUGGAAUGCAAUCAACUCAAAGAGUUGAAGGACUUAAUAAUCUUAUUAAAACCGCUAUAAAUAGUUCAUCAACACUACUACAAGUAAUGGAAGCAAUACAUUAA